AUGUCCCCAUGCAAUGGGACCAGCUUCUUCCAGCGCAGUGCUAAGUUGGUCCAUGUGGUGCUGUGUGAAGGCCACAUCCUUGACAUCAAGACCACACCCUUGAUCACCCUCACCAGUGGCCUCAUGGUGAAGGAAGAUGAGUUUUAUGAGCAGAACGUGGUGUUGAAUCUGGCCAGCCUGUUUGAGCUAUCCCCAGACAACAUCAGGGUCAUCAGUGUUAUGCAGGAGCUCUCCAAGAGACAGCAGGGAAGGCUGGAGGCUGAAGUGGCCAGCGCUCACACUACAAGCCUGAAUGGCGAGGAGGAGGAGGGAGCAAUUGGUGGGGAGGUGAUUCCCUACAAGAAGCUGGUGCAGAGUCUGGAGAAGGCCGUCAAUAGAUUCCAGGAUGGAUCAUGUAGCAACUGUGUGAGUGACCCCAUCGAGCCACCACCCAAGGAAGCCCUUCCAAAGGCCACAGAGGAGGAAGGCAGUGUUGUCAUUCUGGAUGCCAAGCUGUUCUACAAGCAGCAGGAGAAGGAGGUGGCAGAGAAGAUCAAGGAGAGCCUGGCAGUGACUGAGUAUGCCAAGCCAUCCAGUGCAUUGGUGCUGAGUGGUAUGUCCAGCAGUGUGGUGCAGUACACAGUGUUUGAAAUGCAGCUGUCCUUUACUGUGCUGGAUACAGAGGGAUUUUAG
Molecule: messenger RNA, 672 nt
Organism: Scylla paramamosain (green mud crab)
Lineage: Eukaryota; Metazoa; Arthropoda; Malacostraca; Decapoda; Portunidae
Exons: 5
Coding region: 1-672 (223 amino acids)
Source: RefSeq, a predicted model, not a curated record